GGAACCCAUCUUUUUCGUAACUAGACGUUCCUCUUAGAUUUGGAAAAAUGGCGGUGUUACCAUUUUUUGAUUUGUCGAAAUUUGAAGGUGAUGGAAUUAAGACCCUCAAGUGGCUUCAAUACGUCGGUUGUUUGGAAACUCGGGUGUUUCCUGAACACUUUGAAAAAUCUUUAGAAAAAGUAAAAAAGAUUUCGGAGUCUGUUGAUUUGAUUGUCGAUAUAACAACGGGACUGUCCAUUGAAGAAUGUAUUAAAAUUUUGAACGCCGGUGCUUUAGCUAUUUUGGUGAAUGAAGAAGUUCUGCAAGAACUGUCUGACAUUUCUCCUAGCCGUCUCAUUUUAAAGACAAAUACCACUGACAUAAAAAAGGUUGAAGAGCUUUGUAAAUUUGCUGGCUCUUUUCAAUGGAUUGCAAGAACACAAGACUAUCCUCCUGAUUUUUUUGAGAAAGCUAGUAAGCUGAUCCACAAGUCAGUCUUGCCAGCUGGUGGAAACCGCAUGCUUUAUUUAGAAUUUCCUGUCAAACCCUCUGUUGACACAUUAGCUUCUAUCUCCUUGCAUUCUGUUGUUCCAGUUGUCACCAGUGAGUUUCUCACAGUUAACAAAGAUGCUGAACCAGAAAAAUUACAUCUCUCUGAUAUGGUUAUGAUUGACGCCAAGACCGAUCGAAAAGAUGGUCUCUACUCCACUUUGGUUGUAAAUGAGCUUGGCGUUGCUCUUGGUCUUGUUUACUCCAGCAAAGAAAGCGUUGCUGAGUCUAUGAAAACAGGUACCGGUGUUUAUCAAUCCCGUAAGCGUGGCUUGUGGUACAAAGGAGCGACCUCCGGUGCUGUCCAAAAGUUGUUGCGCAUCGAUUUGGACUGUGAUGGAGACUGUCUGCGUUUCGUCGUUCAUCAAACCGGAAAAGGCUUUUGCCACCUUGACACUUUGCAUUGUUUUGGUCAUGCCUCUGGUUUACCUCAGUUGGAAUCUGUUUUGACAGAUAGAAAAGAGAAUGCUCCCGAGGGCUCUUAUACCGCUCGUCUCUUUUCCGAUCCAAAAUUGUUGCGUGCCAAAAUUAUGGAAGAAGCUGAAGAACUUUGUGAUGCUAAAACCAAAGACGAAGUUACUUGGGAGAUGGCUGAUUUACUUUACUUUACCAUAACUCGUUGCGUCGGUUCAGGUGUUACUUUAGAAGACAUCAGCCGUCAUUUAGACUUAAAGCAUCGUAAGGUCACUAGAAGAAAAGGUGAUGCUAAAAAGGCUUGGGAAGAAAAGUUGAAAGAUAAGGGAGGUGUUGCCAAUUCUGAGUCCUCAUGAUUCCUUUAAUUAUUGAGAUUACGUUUUCACUUGGUAUAGACAAUAACUGAAAAGAACAAGUAAAUAGACCACUAUCUUAACGUCCUUUAGUCAAUUGCAUAAAUUAAGCGCAUGAUAUUACAACAAAAAUUUAUUUCCUUCUAACGCUUUCAGCGUCGAAUUUCUUUAAAAUUAGUUUUACCAUUAUUAACCAAGAAAAUAAACAAAAUAAAAACAGUGAAACAGUUUUUUAGACAAUAUACUUUAACAGAGCGGUGUAGUAAAAAAAUAAAAGGU
Schizosaccharomyces octosporus yFS286 is the source of this 1574-nucleotide messenger RNA. Its product is annotated as phosphoribosyl-AMP cyclohydrolase/phosphoribosyl- ATP pyrophosphohydrolase His7. The record is from RefSeq and is a predicted model, not a curated record. Bases 48 to 1298 code for a protein of 416 amino acids. Gene Ontology annotation, biological process: L-histidine biosynthetic process. NCBI's taxonomy places the organism in Eukaryota, Fungi, Ascomycota, Schizosaccharomycetes, Schizosaccharomycetales, Schizosaccharomycetaceae. Gene Ontology annotation, molecular function: phosphoribosyl-ATP diphosphatase activity; phosphoribosyl-AMP cyclohydrolase activity. The transcript has a single exon.